AUGCAAAAUAUUCUCAAAAAAUUCUUUAUUGUUACCGGUGUCUUCUUUCUUGUCAAUGUGUUUCUAUUAUUAAGUCUUAGACAUUUUCAUUCAUCAACAAAUAAACAUGGACCGAAUCCACCUUUGGAUAGACCGAUUAAUCCAAAAUUUCAGGUACUUAUUACUUCUGCAAUCUCACCAUCUACUCUAUUCCAAUUACCGAAAACCGAUGUCGUUCUACCUGUUGUUGUUUUUGGUUGUAAUCGACCACAUGCUCUUCAAAUACAUGUUGAAGCUCUUCUUGGAAUUCGUAAAAAUCCAGAAUUACAUCCAAUUAUAGUUAGUUUAGAUUGUCAUGAUGAUGCAACUAUUCAAGUUGCUAAAAAUUUCGGUGACAAAAUCCAAGCAAUUAUCGAAGUACAUAUUUUUUUCGUUUUCAAUCUAACAUAGUAAUGAGUAAUUGAAAAACAAUUUGACAAAAUAUUCAUUCGUUUUUCAGUCUUUUAAAAAAGCAUGUAGAAAUUUGAAAACAUUGAGUUAGAAUUUUAAUUCUGUAUUCUUUUCGAAUAUAGGAUCGAAGUUUUUCUAGGACUUUUAAUUUAAGAGUUAUGAACUGACGUUUUAGAAACGUGAAAAUUAAGUUUCGACGCUGAAAACUGACGUCUUUUACAAACAUGAUCUUCUUUAUUAGGUAAGUUAAAUUAUCGAUUUGUUUUUGCAUAGAAUUAAAGGUGAGAUUCUUCUCUACCAAGUGAUAUAAGAAUCAAGAAUUUCAGAACAAUCAUUCAGAUAUAGCUGAGAUCCUUUUACAAGUCUAUUUUCCAUAGAAAUUCAAAAAAAAUUGCUUAACGAGGGAAAGUUCCCAUCUGAUACGCAUAAUUUAUCAUUGUGUUUUGUCCGUAUGUGGGAGACAUAAUCCUAAGAAAAAUCCUCAGAUUAUUUGGGCUGAUGGGACUUCCUUCGAAGAUUAUGGCCACUUUAUUGACUUUUUCUACCUAACACAAAGUACAUAUAGAAAAAUCGAAUAAUAGAAUUUCAAUCUAAAGUAUUACUCAGAUGCAGUUCUCAUAGUCAUUACGAGACGCUAAAGGUUUUAGUGGAAAAAAAAAUGUUUUUUUUUUAGAGAUAAGAAUUCUUAAAAACUUGUCUCAUAAUUUAUAAAGUCCGGAAAUAUUUACCUUUUUUAGCGAUUCAACAUCAUGACAAGAGAGAACAUUUUUUCACUGAAACUUUGAGGAUAUUCUAAUGACCGCGAGAGCUAUAUAUGAGCAAUAAUUCAGAUUGAAAUUCUAUUGUUCUAUUUUUCUGUGUGCACCUUAUGUAAGGUGGAGAAAUCAGUAAAAUGGCCAUAACCUUCGAAGAACUUCUCAUCAGGACCAAAUGCUCUUAAGAUUUUUCGCAGAACAAUAUCUCCAGCCUAUGAACAAAAUAUCAUUGAAAAUGGCGUGAAUUAGUUGGAAACCUUUUCUCGUAAGUUAACACGCUAUCUUCUGAUACAGUUCAUACCGUUACAGGUGACUUGUCGCAAAUUAAUCGUUAGCAUAUUAAGUUAGAGAAAUAUUUGCUCUCUUAUUCGUUGUGUUUAUAAUGAUUUCCGCUUCUAUUUUUGGGUAAUUCUUAGUGCAC
Messenger RNA from Rotaria sp. Silwood2, 1605 nucleotides. The record is from the annotation of a GenBank genome assembly. NCBI's taxonomy places the organism in Eukaryota, Metazoa, Rotifera, Eurotatoria, Philodinida, Philodinidae.